Molecule: messenger RNA, 1080 nt
Organism: Paralichthys olivaceus (Japanese flounder)
Lineage: Eukaryota; Metazoa; Chordata; Actinopteri; Pleuronectiformes; Paralichthyidae
Source: RefSeq, a predicted model, not a curated record
GCACCGUGAGCGCGCCCGGUGGGUUAUGGGUACGGUGCCGGUGUGCAGGAAGUGCAGGCGGGAUGCUGCUGAGAGAAAAGCGCACCGCUGCUCCGUCCAUCCGCGAUAAGAGGGAUGAGGAAUAAUCAGCUGUUGUGUUGUGGAACCAACAUCCACAUGCAGGAGUCCGACACCAGCGAGCGCCUCCUCCUGUCCUGACAGCCCGGCGGAGCGGCGCGGAGAAGCGGGUCCGUGCACCGUGACGGAGACGACCGCUGUCCACGGCACCGACGGGUCCCAUCCGUCCUGCUGGCCGUCACCGGACCGGUGUGUCCCCGGACCAGUAAACAACCGACCCUGCCCUCGCCUCUCUCUCUCUCUCUCUCUCUCUCUCUGUCUCUCCCGGUGUGUGUGUGACCGUCCUGUCGCGUUGAUUGAAGGAAGACUGAUGCUUCCCCUCUCGGUGCGUUUGUGAGAUCACCUUUGCGGUUCACCUUGGAAAUAAGAAAAACGCGUGAAAGGUCGAUGGAUCACAUGCCGCAGAAACAAACCAGCACUGACCCAUGUGGGGUCAAAGUGCAGCCUGGACCCUGUGCGUUACUUGCAGCCGGUCCAGGUUUACCUCCACAACUUGCCAUCCAGGAGCCAGCUCUCAUCAUCCCACCAGAGUUCCCCAACAAACCAAAGUCUGGGUUGAGCCCCGUCCAGGCACCGGUUCCACCCGUGAAAGUGACAGAACCGACAGGCCACACAAGCACAGCGACGCUGACGAGCAUAAGUCGGCCAAGACCGACCGCCCUCGGGACUAAACCUGCUCCGAAGCCGACCAGGAUCCCAGCUGACCUCUCCAAGGAAAUAGAUUUGAUCCCAGUUUGCAUCCCAGGACCUCAGUGUGCCAACGUCCUGCCACAGACUGAGUCCUCCCUUCCUCUCCACAGUCCUCAGAGUCCCCACAGUCCUCAGAGUCCCCACAGUCCUCAGAGUCCCCAUAGUCCUCAGUCUUACACCAACCAGCCUUACCUGAGUCCCACUCCCAGCCCGAACCCACCCGCCAGCCUCAGUCUCAAACCAGGCCUCAGUGUUCAGUCGCAGAGGAGGUAA